AUGUCGUCCUCGUCACAGCAUGGUGCUUCUCGGAAGCGUAAGCGUGACGCAGCACAAGACUCCGAAAGCCAGGGCAUCGACGACGCGAGGAAGAGAAUCCAUCGUCUGACGCGGAUCUUGGAGGAACCUGACUCAAGUCGUAUCUCAGACGAAGCAAUUCUUUUCAACGCCACCAGCGCCAUUGAAUUCAUGGACGAUUUCGAAAAACUUGUGACUGCGACGGACAUUUCCAUCUCCAAUCCCAGGGACAUCCUCGAGGAAAUUGGGAUGGACGGCUUCGGCCGCCUCUUCAUUAAGAGGUGGAAGCAAUCAGAUCACACUUACCACAGUAUCUUUCGCAACAUUUCUUUUGUCAUCGGCAAUAGACGGGAUGCGCUGAAAGCCGUUAAGGAGCUUCUUGGUCAAGUUCACAAAUUGCCUGGGAUUAGUCCAUGCAUCAGCAUUGUGUGGGACUUGGCGUCAUUUGCACACACAGCCGCCGAAAAGGAAAUGCAGAAUGUGGAUUACCGGGAGUUUCUGAAGCUUUGUGAUAAAGCCGAGGAGAAGCUCGGGCAGAAAAUCUCAGAAGUUGAGCGUAUGAUUCAGUUCUACUCGAAGCUAGACAUCAGGGAUGCUUGGACGGUAGACACAUUGAAGAGCACCUCGAUCUUUGAGCUACUUCAGUUAAGGCCUGAUGAUGUGAAGGCACUGAACGACCUCUCCAGUGUUCAAGAGACCGCUGCUUUUCUCAAAAAGAAGCUAGAGCCUUUCAAAAAGCUUCAUGGGCUGAUUGAAGCUCUUCAAAUGGAGCUCUGA
Messenger RNA from Neurospora tetrasperma FGSC 2508, 795 nucleotides. RefSeq lists its product as uncharacterized. The transcript has a single exon. The record is from RefSeq and is a predicted model, not a curated record. NCBI's taxonomy places the organism in Eukaryota, Fungi, Ascomycota, Sordariomycetes, Sordariales, Sordariaceae. The coding region runs from base 1 to 795 and encodes 264 amino acids.